Messenger RNA from Pocillopora meandrina, 1142 nucleotides. NCBI's taxonomy places the organism in Eukaryota, Metazoa, Cnidaria, Anthozoa, Scleractinia, Pocilloporidae. The record is from the annotation of a GenBank genome assembly.
AUGGAUGUCCUCAGCAACGACAAAAGAUGGCUUGUGAUUCUUGUUACCUUAAAUAAGGUUCUAGCCCCUGUUUUGACGGAUAUCGCGAAACAAGGAAUGGAGAAUCUUUAUACCUACCUAGAUAAUCUCCUCAAUGGCUUAUCGACAUCCUGCAGUCUUAAAACACUGACCUACGCGGAUUUUUGCCGUCUGACAGCUACUCCGAGUCCUGCUUCUUUUCUUAAAAGCUUAAAUUUUGGAAAUAUUAACAACAAUUCUGAUGUCCAUGGAAAGAAAAAAAAGGCCUACAACUACAACGUAAGCAGCCCAGUUGAUCUUGCCAGGCUGUACCUCCCAAACUGCCUCGCGGUGUUCUCGGCAUUCGACAAAUCUAUGGAUAUGAGUGCCACUCUUAGAUUACUAGGGCGUAAAAAUUACCCCAUACAAAUAUUCUUUUCGUCUGAUCCUUCGUAUAAUAUCCAGUCAUUGGCUGAUGAUGUCAGAGAGAAUGUUAGGAAUCGAGCAAGUCAUUUUGAUGAGAGUCAUUGGACACAGAUCUUCUUCGGCCAAUGUUUUGACAAGCUUAAGAAGCUAGUCCAAGGUUUGCCUCUGGAUGUGGCCAAAACGAAGGAGCUUUUGGAUCAACUUUCAAAAUGGAAAACAAAAAUUUUAAUUAAUAACAUUCGGCAACAUCAUACAGAACAUUCAAAAGAUGACGCGCUUAUUAUAUCAAUCUCUGUGCGAGAAUUUGGAUAGUGAAUGACUUAGUCCAGCCCAAGAAGACCUUAAGAUCGUAAAAAUGUGUUUAGGGGCACAGAGCAUCAUUCCAUUUAUUCAUUCGUUUAUCUUACUUAAUUACUUAAUUGUUUAUUGAUCGACUUAUUCAUUCAUUCAUGAAUCUCUUUAUUUAUAUUUUUUGUUCAUUUACAUGUUCUUCUAUUUAGCCAUUCAUUAAUUUAUUUUUAUUUUCUACAUUUUUUCAAGGUUUCCAGCUGAUUGUUGAGGAAGAUGUGAAAGACCUAAUGGCGCAGUUUCAAAAUGAUAAACUUAAAGCAAUCGAAGAAAAAUUGGAAGACAAGCCAACGAAGGAAGAAAUAGAGAAAAUGAUACGAAAGCUGUCCGAGUUUGGCUUCGCAGUUUUGUCAGCAAAAUUGAUGAAAUGA